This is a messenger RNA of Trichoplax adhaerens, 1665 nucleotides long. RefSeq lists its product as uncharacterized. The coding region runs from base 1 to 1665 and encodes 554 amino acids. The transcript is spliced from 17 exons. NCBI's taxonomy places the organism in Eukaryota, Metazoa, Placozoa, Uniplacotomia, Trichoplacea, Trichoplacidae. Gene Ontology annotation, biological process: cristae formation. The record is from RefSeq and is a predicted model, not a curated record.
AUGGCGGAAGAUUUCCAAGAGAAAAUUGAUCCUAAUUCUGAUCAUUCAGAGUACUACGCUAUCCUUAACGUUCGACGUGAUGCUUCCCCUGAAGAAUUACGAACUGCUUACCGUCGCAUGUGCGUAGUUUACCAUCCUGACAAACACGCUGAUCCUACCAAGAAACAGAUCGCUGAAGAACUCUUUGCCAAGUUACAUAACGCUUAUAGAGUUCUAAGUGAUCCUAACAAGCGUCAGAUUUACGAUAUUUACGGUGAAGCGGGACUAGAAGCCGGAUGGGAGGUUGUCUCACGAAAACGAACACCUGCGGAGAUAUACGCAGAUUUCGAACGCCUUAAAGAAACCAGAGAUAAGCAGAAAUUAGAAGAGAGGACUAACCCCAAAGGAACAUUUUCCAUUGGUAUUGACGCAACAGAUCUAUUUAAUCGUUAUGAUGACGGUUAUGAUGGAAUCGAAAGGGAAAUGCCAAAUAUCGAAGUCCGAGAAAUGGAAAUAUCUCAGGCAAUCGAUUUUCCAGUUACGGUUAACAACACCGUUACACUAUCCGGAGCGUUGGCAUCUCGAAACGGUAUUGGAGGAGGCAAUGCAUUGCUAACUUUCAGAAAUCGUAUUGCUACAGGAUGGCAUGAGGUUGAAGUAGGAGCCGGAAAUGGUAUUUUAUUCAAUGUUGGCGGUUGCAGAUAUAUUGGUAAACACAGUCACUCAGUAGUCAAAUUGAACUCACAAAUCACUAAUGGUUACCUUCGCCCAGGGUUAACUGCAAUGUUCGUACAACAACUAGACAGUCAUACUAUUGGCUACCUAACAUGGAGAGCGGGAAUUCAAUCAUCUAUAAAUACAACUGUCGUGCACGAUGAUGGCACCAAUCAAGUCGUUGUUGGUUUGCAGGUUGGUUUUGCUGACACAUUCCUUAUGGCUAGAUAUGUGAGGCGCUUUCAGAGUGAAUCGAGACUUUUUGCUGAAGCUAGAUAUGGAUUAUUAUCUAUGGCUCUAAUAUAUGGAGCUGAAACCAAAGUAACGAAACACAGUUUACUUUCUGCAGCUGUUUCAGUUUCCGUCCCGCGCGGUAUUACGUUGAAACUUAAAGUUACGCGUGGAACACAAACAUACAAGUUGCCCAUAUAUCUCUCUGAAGAAGUCGAUCGAACUAUUGUCUUUUACGCAACAGUUGUUCCAUUGUUAACUUAUUGGACAGUCCAGUCCUUAAUCAUAAAACCAUUUAUAGCGAGAAUGAAGCGAGAAGAAGACAAAUACAAUGCUGAAACUAGAGCAGAAACGAGACGGAAAGCGAAACGUGAAGCUGAAUCGGCUAUAAAACUUAUGGAAGAAAGCUAUAAUAGAUCAGUAGACAGUGAAAGAUCUAAAGGUGGCUUAAUAAUUGUAAGAGCUUGGUUUGGGAAGCUUUUAUCUAGCUCUCGAGAAGACAUAAAUAAAAUUAUUGAUGUAACGAUUCCGCUGCAAUGUCAAGUGAAAGAUUCUCGCUUAAUAAUCCCAGAAGGAGAAAAGAACGAGAUAUUAGGCUUUUACGACCCAUGCCCUGGUGAAGAGAAGAUGUUGCGAAUCGAAUAUGAAUUUCGUCUAAUAUCUCAUGAAGUUACUAUCAAUGAAAAAGAAGCUUUACGCGUCCCAAAGCAAUGUAAAUACAGUUUAUUGUCAGUACGGUGA